AUGCAACUGUUAUCUCAACAAUUACCUCCUAAUCACCAGCAUCAACAGCAUCAACAUCAACAUCAACAUCAACAUCAACAUCAACAUCAACAACAUUCUAUCAAUAAACCUAGACUGAAUGCCAAUGCUAUUCCUUCAAUUUCGUAUUCACCAACAGAUAUCACAAUUCCACCUUCUUUAUAUGAUCAAGUUCCAAAUUUAGCUGAAUAUAAAAAAUUAAUUGCUGCUGAAAAUAAAUUAGAUUUAUUAAUAUCAAGAAAAGCUUUAGAUUUUCAAGCUAUUCAACAAAAAACUAUUCAUCCAUUUGAAUAUAAACCUUAUACUGGUUUAUUAAGGAUUUUUAUUUAUAAUACUUGUGAAAAUCAACCAUGGCAAAAGCAAAUGAAAGAGCCCCAAAAUGAUGAAGAACCGUCGUGGACUUUAAGAGUUGAAGGGAAAUUUAUCACUGAUAAUCAAGCCGAAAAAGAUACUGAUAAUCAUUCUGAAAAUUUAAAAUUUAGUUCAUUUUUAUCUGCUAUAUCUGUUGAUUUAAUCGCAAAUGAUGAUUAUCCAAAUUUAAAAGAUUCUCAAUCUCAUAUUAUAGAAUGGAGAGAUGAUGGUUCAAAUUCAAAUCGAAAUUUAUCUCAUUCAUUUGAUGGUUUAGAUAUCAAAAGACCUGGAAUAUAUAAUUUAAAAGCUAAAAUUGCAUUAUUAAUAAAACUGUAUAGUUCAAAAUUAAGAUUAUCUGAUGAUAUGGCUAGAUUUAUGGGAAAACAAGAAUGUAAUCAACAAGAAUUAAUGUAUAUAAUAUGGCAAUAUGUAUUAUAUAAAAAAUUAUUUAAAAGAACUUCAGUUUAUAUGAAUGUUCAAGCUAUUGAAACUGGUUUACCACCAACAACAGAUGGUAUAAUAGAUGAUGAUUUAUCAUUAGUUGAAUGUGAUGAGAUUUUAUAUGAUUUAUUAAAAGUUAAAUAUUUUAAAUUUUCAGAAUUAUAUAAAUUAGUUCAACCACAUUUUAAACCAAGAGAACCAAUAAUUUUAACUUAUGAAAUAGAUACUAAAAAAUCAACAACUUUAGGAAAUUUGAUUCUUGAUGUUCCUGUUGAAUUACCUAUAAAUUUAUCAAGAGCUCAAAAGGAAUUAUUAGAUAUUAAUAAAUCAAGUUUUGAAAGUUUAGCAAAAUCAGAUCAAAUAAUACAACUGUUGAAUCAAAAAAUAUCUUUGGGAAUAAUUGCUUUACAAAAUGCAAAUUUAAGACAAAAAUUUUAUAAAGAAUUGAGUGAAAGUCCUUCUGAAUUUAUUGAACAAUGGUUAGAAACACAAUCUGAAACUUUAAAAGCUUUGAAAAGUGAUGAAGGUUAUAAUGAAGAAGAUGUUAGAAGAUCUGAAUUCUUUAAAGAAAAUGAAGGGUUGAUUAAAGAAAAAAUUGAUUUAUUAUUUGGUGCAAAUAAAUUCUAG
Insectozyma verbasci is the source of this 1437-nucleotide messenger RNA. Lineage: Eukaryota; Fungi; Ascomycota; Pichiomycetes; Serinales; Debaryomycetaceae. The record is from the annotation of a GenBank genome assembly.